AUGCAAUUCGUGUUCAUUAGUGCCAUAAGUUUGAAGAAGAAAGUAUGAUAUUGCUGUGUUCAUAAUGAUUCUUGAAGGAUUCAUACUCAUAUCUAUUUACUUUUCUCUAUCUAUCUUUAUCCGCUUCAUUAUCACCUCCAUUUUGCAGGUGCUAUGCACGCAGUUCCGCGAGUGCUGGGGCCUGAGGAGCCAUGGAGACCAAUGUACUACACGGACGCCGAGAAGGUGGCGGCAGUUCGUCGCACGGGCUUCUACAUAUUUGUGAUGUGGCAAGCGAUCAUUGGCACGUGGAUGAUCUACGAUGGAGUGUACCGUCCGGUCGGCGAUUGUGAGAUGUACAGAUCGGACGCGCCGAUGAACAUCGAGGCGAUCAACUUCCACGCGGGAUGGACGAAAGACAAGCAGUUGUUCAAGUACGCGCUCGUCGAGUACAUUUUGCACGAGAAGAGCGCGGAGCGAAUGUAUCGAGAUCAGACAAAGUCCGAGUACGACGAGAUUCCGAUUUUGUUUAUUCCGGGCGCCGGCGACUCGGUGGACAGCCAGCAAGUGUUGGCUCGUCUCGUGCACGAGCAAACGAGAGGCAUGCCGUUCCGGUACCGCUGGUUCGCCGUCGACUUUAAUCGACGAGAACCACACGAGUCGGGCGACAUCCUCACCACGGAGCAUAGGUUUGUGGUCAGAGCUAACGAGAUUCUGAGUAAAAUGUAUCCGCGAAAGAAGACGGUACUGAUCGGGCACACGUACGGAGGAAUCAUCGGACUGGCGUCGAUGUCGGUUUACGAUUGGACGAGUCCUCUGCCGGAAAGCAUAAACGUGACGAAUAUGCUGAUCGCCCAGUCCUCGGGAUUUCAAGCGUGGUACUACGUGGAUGAGCGCAUAUACAGGUUUUACCGAGGAUUGGAUGCCCACUGGAAUCGAAAAGUGGAGACGGGUGACUACGGUGUCGCCGCGUACGGAGUCGGAAUGAAGUCGGACGUUUUCCAUCCGGCCGGAAACUACAAAAAAGGAAUGACCCAGGUGCCGAUGUGGACGCUCGACAAGAUCUCCGAUUGCGGAGUCAACGAGAAGGAAGUGUUCCAGUGCGUCUCGCUUUUGGACCAAAACAAAGAUCUUCUCAUCGAGUAUGGCUUGAAUUACGAGCACAAGUCGGGCAAGGAGAUUGUCGAGGGAUUCUUCGACAGGUGGCAGCAGGAGAAGAUUGCUAAGCUUCCCGCCGAGUGGAAAAGUGACCGAUUGCCGGCAGUGAAAACCAUUCGAACGGGUUUCAAUCACCAUUUUAUCAUGCGCGGGAAACAGUGGCUGACUGUGAAGCUGCAGAGAUCCGAGUUUAUUCAUCUGAACAUCACAGGAGAGUGCUGUGAGUGUACCAUAUUUUUGACCUUCUUCGAACCACUCCCUAUUCUCAGUGACUGCCGCCACUAUCAUUCGUGGCCGUCAAUUCAUCCGUCGCAAAGAUGAUCUGAUGGACGGACGUCGGUUCGAGUUCAGCGUGUUGGAUGCGAAGCCCUUCGAAGACAUCCGCCUACUUCUCGAGUCAGAAGCCGAUUGCUACAUUACGAUCAGCACGAAUCCGUGGUGGUUGGUGUACGGUCACCGAUUCUUUGAGGUAAACCUAUUCAGCUAUUGUAAAUGCAAACAACAUUUUAUCUUCAGGGCUGGUCGCGAGACGGUCAUCAGAUGCUCGUCUUCACGAUCAUGACCGCCACGCUGCUUACGGUGCUCGAAGGCGAGAAACGCAAGAUUCUGUACGAUCAUCUCUUCGACAUACUUGUGCUCUUCUCGAGCGUAACAAUCUAUCACGGAUACCACACACUUGGCACACCGUUCGCCGGACAGAUUGUCGGAAUCGGGCUCACUAUGAUCACCUACUUUAUCUCCAGCGCCGUCAAUUCGUUGUCCAUUCAACUUUUCUACACGUACGUCGUGGCACCAUGUCUCCUCCACUAAUUACAAUCAUUUCAGAAGUGUCGACUACUACCGUCCGUUCAAUACAGGCAACAAUUUUAACUUCGAGGUGAUGCACCUGUUGUCGCUCGCGUUCAUGUGCGCAAACACCUACAUCAGCCUGCUCUUCACCACGUGCAUGUUCAUUGUCAGCAAUCGCAUCUUCCUCUACCCCAUCUGGAUCCUCCCGAUGCUUCAGUUGGCCUCAAAAGUCGGCAAAAUUGAAUGGGUCGACGUUGGCAGCCAGUACGAAGUGGGCACGCAACACGCCGCUCUCUUUGGCCUGCUCGCCUUCGAAUACAUUUUUGAAAGGGUCGAAGUGCUCCUCAAACGCUCUCACCUCUACAUCCUCACCGGCUGCGUGUUCGUCGUGCAGGCCUACAUGGUCCAUUCGCCACUCGAGUACCAUUACAAUUUCGCUCUCUUCCUGCUCAUCGUCAACAAACACACAAGAAACUACACGCCGUCGAUUCUCAGCAAGGAUUGUAUCGAUCUGGAAGCACUGGAAAGGGAGUAUCAGCUGAAGGAGAAGAUGGACUAG
Messenger RNA from Caenorhabditis sp. 36 PRJEB53466, 2485 nucleotides. The record is from the annotation of a GenBank genome assembly. Lineage: Eukaryota; Metazoa; Nematoda; Chromadorea; Rhabditida; Rhabditidae.